Molecule: messenger RNA, 1653 nt
Organism: Desarmillaria tabescens
Lineage: Eukaryota; Fungi; Basidiomycota; Agaricomycetes; Agaricales; Physalacriaceae
Product: glutathione synthase
Exons: 5
Coding region: 88-1566 (492 amino acids)
Biological process (GO): glutathione biosynthetic process
Cellular component (GO): cytosol
Molecular function (GO): ATP binding; glutathione synthase activity; glutathione binding
Source: RefSeq, a predicted model, not a curated record
UAUCUUACCUGAGCCUCGUCGAUGUCAGGAGGCGAGCACUGAGAGUCCUGUUAGAGUUCCCAGCUAUUCCGACGUACAAGUGCCCAAAUGGCGGAUGUGACCUUCAAAUUCUCGGAAUGGCCCCCUGCGCUGACCGACAGCCAACUAGAGGCAUUGCAUUUGCAGGCGUCGACCUAUGCACUGUCCCAUGGCCUUCUGUAUCUCUCUGUGCAGCCUCCACGACUUCCAACAUCAGCGAUACAUGCACCAUUAUCCCUUCUUCCUUCACCAUUUCCUAGACGUCUCUUCAACUUUGCACAGAGAAUCCAGUCCACGUACAAUGUCUUGUAUUCCCGUAUCGCCAUGGAUGAGGACUUUUUAGACGAAAUAAUGGGGACUGAGCGCGGCGUUGGAAAGGUCGACACAUUUACUGGUCAGCUUUGGUCCGGAUGGAAGGAAAUUCGGGAUCGAGGUGGUGCAGUACAGCCCUUGCACCUAGGCCUAUUCAGAUCCGAUUAUCUUUUACACGCAUCGGAUUCAGACAAACUGGCUCUGAGGCAAGUCGAAUUCAAUACGAUAUCAUCGUCGUUUGGGACUUUAUCUGAGCGAGUUGCCAAUCUGCACCGCCAUCUUUAUUCUUUAACAGAUUAUUUCAAUGCUUCUACGUGGCUGAAAGCAGAGAAUUUCUCUCCAAAUCAGACCACUGCCGGUCUGGUUGAGGGCCUAGCAGCCGCGCAUGCCGCGUACAAUAUCCCUGGUUCUCAAAUCCUAUUCGUCGUUCAGCCAGGCGAGCGAAACGUCUUUGACCAAAGAUGGCUCGAAUACGAACUGCUAGAAAGGCAUUCAAUUCACGUCAUCCGCCAAACCUUCGACGAACUAGCGUCGUCAGCCUCGAUUGACCCUUCAACAUCUGCUUUACUCGUCUCUUCCAUUGAGAUCUCGACCGUCUACUUCCGCGCAGGCUAUACCCCGACAGAUUACCCAACUCGAUCGCAUUUUGAGACCCGCUUCCUCCUCGAACGUUCCAAAGCAAUCAACUGCCCUUCGAUCCCUCUGCAGCUUGCAGGUGGAAAGAAGGUGCAACAGGUUCUCGCACAACCAGGCAUAUUGGAGCGCUUCCUUGGCGAAGACUUCACGGUGGAGCAACUCGAAGAGCUGCGUGCAAGCUGGAUGGGAAUGUGGGGUCUUGAUGAGCCGGAUGGGAUACAGAAGGCCAGGGAGAGAUCGGCGGGGUUGGUAUUGAAACCCCAACGAGAAGGCGGCGGUAACAACGUCUACAAGGAGUCUAUUCCCCCAUUUUUGGAUACCCUGUCUACAGAGGAAAGUCAGGCAUGGAUUGCCAUGGAGUUGAUCGUACCGCCGGAGGGCGUGAAAAGCUACUUAGUGCGGGCUGAAUUGACGGGAAGCGUGAAGACGGAGGUAGUCAGCGAAUUGGGGAUCUUUGGGUGGUCCUUGUUUGGGAACAAGAAGAUUGUAGAAGAGAAGCAGGUCGGAUGGUUGGUCAGGACCAAAGGCAAAGAUAGCAAUGAGGGCGGUGUUGCAACUGGAUUUUCUGUCUUGGAUUCAUUGCUUUUGGUCGAUGACUGAAGUGAUGCAUGGAUUCUUACCGACGCUCCUGCAGUCCUAGAAAUAAUGAAUAAGUACCUUUAUGUGCGCGUUGACGUCCUUGAAAUU